UUCAAAAAAGUUGAGAAUCAAACAAAAAUACCUUCUAGUAACACAUAAAUAUUGAUAUAGCAUAAAAUAAGCAUCACAAACGGCCGCAAUUGUCUGUUAAAAGGGUCCUAAAUUGGAGCUCUCGCAGUUAAAAUUUCCGCUAAUGAGAUAGGGGUCACGUGGUACUGUGUGACGUCAUAAGUGUCAAUUCUUGAAAAGCUCAUCGUAGUGUUUACAUAGAUCGAGAUAACUUUGACAGAAAUAAAACAAAUCCCAAAAAUGGAUGACAGCAAUUAUGACUUGGAGGAUAUUCCGUUGGUAAUGGACAUACGACCUUACAUGUUCGAACCUCCAGCAGAGUGUGUAAAUCAAGAAAAUUCUCCGCAAAGUAGCGAAGAAAGCGAGUCUGACACCGAGGACAACCCAGGUCAUCGACGGAACGGAACGAUUUGGUGCGAGUGUGGAUCAUGCGAGGUGAUGCCCACUGAAGCAGAGUGCAUUUGUUGCUCAGAUAUACCAGUCAUUGACCACAUCAGAGACUACUUCGGUAUAGAGUGCAUCACUCAGCACCAGACAUUUAUAGACAACUGCUUGAACAUUCGAGUUUUAGAGGUCAGCCUUUAUGACUAUAUCCAGUCUGAUGGGCCCAUUGAUGACAAUGAACCAAUUAAUGAAGUCUACAGAUAUGUUGCAUACAGGAGGUUUGUCUUAUGGGUUUGGCAGCGACUAGGCAAGGGGAAUCGAAAAAUCCUUCCAGCAUGUGUAGUUUCCAAGAUAAGGGACAUCUUCCCGUCGGAGCAGUAUACCGGUUUCAAGUAUCCACGCCCUAUUUAGAACACUCAAUGACUGAACCUGGAACGACGCGUAGCUAUCAGAUCUUCUUUUACAAAGCCCUCAAAUCCUAACGUCAGUGCUGGUGGGCAAUAUCCAAGGGACACGUGAGCGUCAUCAUUGGACUGAGUGUAUGAGGGAUGCUGUCUUCGCCGCUCGCAUAGAUUUAUCCGGAGGAUAUCUACAUAGUCUGUGAAAAAAAAAAUUGAUCAUGUAGUUUUAAUCACAUCAACAAUGAAAUUUGUAAAUUAUCAAACUGUGAUGUAGUGCGUUAUAAAUAUGUGUU
Messenger RNA from Magallana angulata, 1096 nucleotides. RefSeq names its product P2X purinoceptor 7-like. The record is from RefSeq and is a predicted model, not a curated record. The transcript has 3 exons. The coding region runs from base 259 to 813 and encodes 184 amino acids. Lineage: Eukaryota; Metazoa; Mollusca; Bivalvia; Ostreida; Ostreidae.